Messenger RNA from Verticillium alfalfae VaMs.102, 750 nucleotides. Its product is annotated as histone H2B. Gene Ontology annotation, molecular function: DNA binding; structural constituent of chromatin; protein heterodimerization activity. Gene Ontology annotation, biological process: nucleosome assembly. NCBI's taxonomy places the organism in Eukaryota, Fungi, Ascomycota, Sordariomycetes, Glomerellales, Plectosphaerellaceae. The coding region runs from base 107 to 520 and encodes 137 amino acids. Gene Ontology annotation, cellular component: nucleosome. The transcript is spliced from 4 exons. The record is from RefSeq and is a predicted model, not a curated record.
ACUUUUCACAUCCACCAGCUGUCCCAACAACGAUUAACUGCACCCGCCCAAUCGCAUCCAUCUGAUUCUUUCAACGAAUUUCAAAUCAUCCACACAGUCCAUCAAAAUGCCCCCCAAGGCCGCCGACAAGAAGCCCGCCAGCAAGGCCCCCGCUACUGCCUCCAAGGCUCCUGAGAAGAAGGAUGCCGGCAAGAAGACCGCUGCCAGCGGUGACAAGAAGAAGCGCACCAAGACUCGCAAGGAGACAUACUCUUCUUACAUCUACAAGGUCCUCAAGCAGGUCCACCCCGACACUGGUAUCUCGAACCGUGCCAUGUCCAUCCUGAACUCUUUCGUCAACGACAUUUUCGAGCGUGUCGCCACCGAAGCCAGCAAGCUUGCCGCCUACAACAAGAAGUCCACCAUCUCCUCCAGGGAGAUUCAGACCUCUGUUCGCCUUAUUCUCCCCGGUGAGCUGGCCAAGCACGCCGUUUCUGAGGGCACCAAGGCCGUCACCAAGUACUCCUCGUCCACGAAAUAAGCGACUUGUUCGCAGUGUUUUUCUUUUCGGGCAUUGGAUUUGCUUGACACUGGGUGUCUUGAGUUGAGACCCGUCAAUCGAUUCAGCUUGGCUUUGGGUCUCUUAAUGCGUUACGGAUGGUCUGCUUUUUUGGGGGCAAUGUCUUCACGGUCAAUCGGGGUUCGCGGCUGUACUAUACCUUGAGAAUAGGGUUUCGGACGAAAUGAAAUCGUGCAUAUGAUUUUCAUCAA